AUUUUCUCACACUCUUGCUUCCCAAGCAAACCUCCCAACUCCAUUUUCUCUCUCCUCUCCCCUGUUUUUCUCUCUCCUUAAACCCCAAUUAUGAAUUCUCUCAACUCUAAUCAAAAUUAGGGUUUUGAUUUUCGUUCUCAAUGUCUCAGUAAAAACACCCCAAAAUCCUCCACUGUUGAUAAAAACCUCUGUUUUUUAAGAUUUUCUUUCCAUCAAUGUCGAAGUUUGUGAACUCGUUCGCUUUACUCGACGACGAAGAAGGCGACAACGUCGACAUUCUCGUCGAUCGCCUAGUCAAGAAGGUCGGUGAUUCGUUGAUGCAUGUGAAAAAUGAGACUGAAUCUUCGGAUUUAGUUCGCAAUAAUAGCGGUGGUAAAAAAGGAGGCCGGAGUGGUAGGGGUGAAAGCCGUGGGGAUGGAGAUGGAAGUGGUUGGGAUGAUUUUCAGGGUGGUGAUGACCAUAGAAAGAACUAUAGUGGAGAUUCUUAUGUAAGUGGGUAUGGAAUUGGAGAUGGCAAAAGUCAUGGUCGGGGCCAAGGCCAUGGGAAGAGCUUUGGCGGUGAGAAUGGGGAGUGUAAUGUCAAUGAGGCUGCUGGAGAUGGUAAAACUCAAACUCUAGAUGAUGAUGCUGGUUGGCAGGAUGUAUCAAAGAGUCAUGGGAAGGGAUAUGAUAAUCAUAACAGCAAUGGGAACCGGAGCUUUGAUGGUGAGAGGAAGGGUUAUGGGGAUCAAGUUCAAGGUAAUGGACAGAAGAGAUUCAGAAAUGGAAACCAGGGUUUUGGUGGUGAGAGAAGAGGUUAUGAGAAUCAAAAUCAAGAUAAUAGUGCUUCUGAUGGGCGGAUGCGAUACAGAAAUGGAAACCAGGGUCUUGGUGGUGAGAGGAGAGGUAAUGAGAAUCAAGGUCAAGAUAAUGAUGCUACUGAUGGGAGGAGGAGAUACAGGAAUGGAAGGCAGAGCUUUGAGGGUGAGAGGAGAGGUUACGAGGAUCAGGUUAAAGAUAGUAAUGCCAAUUCUGAACAGAAAAGCAGGAAAGUGGAGGUAAAUGAAGGAAAUCAAUUCAGAGGUGAAGUGAGGAACUACAGAAAUAGAAAUCGGAAUGAUGGUGGUGAGAAGAGAGAUUAUGGUGGAAGCAGGGGAAAAAAAGGUAGCCUUGAGUACAGAAGGACUGGUAGUGGUGAAUUGAAUGAGAAUGACAAUGCUGGUGAUGGGCAAGAUGUCAAAGCUGACCUUGUCAAUGGUUCUGGAUGCAGGGAUACUGAAAUAGUCUUAGAAGUUUCAAAAUCUGCUGAAACUGAAGUUCACAACACUUCUGAUGAGGUCACUGAAGAUAUUAGAGACCUAAAGGUGGAGACAGAAGAGCAGAAAGUAAAGAACGAAUUGGAACAGAAAAAGAAAGAGGAAGCAAAGAAGGAAGCUGCACUCAUGACUCUAGAUGAAUAUGAAAAACUGCUCUCAGAGAAGAAGCAGGCACUGAAUUCCCAGAAGACGGAAGUGAGGACAGUGUCUGUUGACAAGGAAUUUGAAGGAAUGCAACUGAUUGAGAAAAAGCCAGUUGACACUGAGGAACUAUGGGUAUCUGCUAAGGACAAGCGGAAGAUGAAAGAUGGUGUCAAGAGUGAAGUCGAUAAUAGUGAUACCAAGCUGGAAUCUGAGGAGGAAAAGCUGAAGAAGGAUGGAAGCCUUGAGAAGAAGGAAAAAGGCCGUAAAGUAGUGGCUGUCAAGGUAGAUGAAAUCUUCAAACCAGUUUCCCUUCGACGGAAUGUUGGUGGAGGGGGGCGAGGUCGUGGUGACCAAGGUGGGUUCAGUGACCAGACCAAAAAUGGUGAUGCUCCUGGUCGGACAAGUGCUCCUGUUCGUGCACCUCCACAAAGGCGACUGCGCAUUCCAACUGACAAAGAUUUUCCUGUCCUAGCUGCUAAUCCUCCUGCUUCUGUUAUAGCCCUGUAGAACACUCAGACAUAGUUUUUGCUUUACUAGCUGCUACUAGUACUACUAGUACUACCUAUUAAGAUAGAAACAAUUAGUCUUGUGUAGCUGGAAAUCUAAAAUCUCUUAGGAUUGGUAACAAUUUGUGUGCUGAUACUCUUGUUUAAGUUGUUUGGGGUACACAUUCUCCUACAGUUGGAAGUUUUGGUUACUGAUCAGAUGACGUUUGCUCAACACCCCGUUAAUUAUGUACCAAGUAAUACAAUUUUGCUUCGCUUUCA
Messenger RNA from Spinacia oleracea (spinach), 2206 nucleotides. RefSeq lists its product as uncharacterized. The coding region runs from base 216 to 1946 and encodes 576 amino acids. Gene Ontology annotation, cellular component: cytoplasm; nucleus. The transcript is spliced from 7 exons. Lineage: Eukaryota; Viridiplantae; Streptophyta; Magnoliopsida; Caryophyllales; Amaranthaceae. The record is from RefSeq and is a predicted model, not a curated record. Gene Ontology annotation, molecular function: mRNA binding.